AUUUGAUUUAGAAAUAGAAAAUAAUAUUGUUGAAGCAGCUAAAGGUUUAUCUGGAACUUCAUUAGCAAAUAUAAAACUAGAAUAUAAUAAUAAUUUUCUAGUAAAGGUUGAAUAUAGUGGAUAUAUUUGUCCAAAUAUAUUAGAAUAUACAAUCCCUCAAUUAAUAUUGAUAAUUUCAAUAGAUAAUGAUAACAAAAUAGAAGGCAUAAAUAAAUAUGAAGAAAGUACAAAAGAAAUAGGGAUUGUUGAAGAAUUAGAGAAAGAGGAUAUUCCAAAAGUUCACACUAUACAAAAUUGGAUAAGUUCAUAUACUUAUGCUUUUAAGCAAAAAGCAAUAGAGUAUGAAUUAAAAACUGAAUUAUAA
Messenger RNA from Funneliformis mosseae, 364 nucleotides. The record is from the annotation of a GenBank genome assembly. NCBI's taxonomy places the organism in Eukaryota, Fungi, Glomeromycota, Glomeromycetes, Glomerales, Glomeraceae.